UUCCAUUCCAUCAUCAUCAAUCAGAUUUAGCUCAACAACUGAUUUCAUUACUUUACUCUUCUGUUUUCUUCUACACUUUGCAUUUGCUUCAUUCUAAAAUGGCAACCGGAAUUCUGAGUUUUUCUCCGCUUUCAUCAAACGCCGUCGUUUCACCGACAAACAGAGCUUCCAUUGCACCUUCCUCCGCAUUCUUUCCUAGAGCAAGGCCGUCGCCAUCAGCCAGAGCUCAGGCCGCCGGAGAAAACAAAGACUCCGCCGUCGACGUUCAUGUUGGCCAAGGCGGCGGAGACCAGCGCACCGCCGUCGAACGUCGCCCCCGGCCACUCUCCGCCGACAUAUCUCCUUUCGGAUUGCUGGACAGAGCGUCGCCGAUGCGGUCGAUGCGGAGAAUGCUGGACACGAUGGACAGGCUGUUCGGCGACGUGAUGGCGUACCCCGGCGCGGCGGACGUGCGAUUGCCGUGGGACAUGAGCGAGGACGAGAAUGAGGUGAGGAUGAGAUUCGACAUGCCUGGAUUGUCGAAGGAGGACGUGAAGGUGAGCGUGGAGGAUGAGGUGCUGGUGAUCAAGGGAGAGAGGAAGGUGGACGGCGAGUGGUCGAGCGGGAGCAGCUACAGCUCCUACAGCACGCGGCUGAGGCUGCCAGAAAACUGCGACAAGGAGAAGGUGAAGGCGGAGAUGAAGAACGGAGUUCUGUGCAUCUCUGUGCCGAAGACGAAAGUGGAGAGGAAAAUCGUCGAUGUGGAGAUUCAUGGUUGAACUAAUUCAUGGUGUUUUCGAAUAAAUUGGUGUAAAUAAAAAAAUUACUGCUCUUUAAUAAAUUGGUGUAAAUUACGGAUAACUGGAAGGUCUCCUUAUUUAGUGAUAUUGAAUUUAAAUUUUCGUAA
This is a messenger RNA of Salvia hispanica, 886 nucleotides long. RefSeq names its product heat shock protein 21 (gene HSP21). Gene Ontology annotation, biological process: response to heat. The record is from RefSeq and is a predicted model, not a curated record. NCBI's taxonomy places the organism in Eukaryota, Viridiplantae, Streptophyta, Magnoliopsida, Lamiales, Lamiaceae.